AGAAAUGAUUAGACAAAUAUUUUAAACAGUGAAAAACAGUAAUAUACCUCUACGGAUCAUUUGGGUUUUGUCUUUUUAUCGGUUUGUGAUUUUUUUCAAAUAAAUCUAUUGCCCGUUCAAUUACGAUGGAAGGCAUCCUGCAAAAACAAAACUGGAUACCUGGCCAAUUCAAAAAUGUUCCAGAAACUGGAAGACCAGGACAAUACGAUAUUACCCAACAUGGAUGGACGCCAAUAACAACAUCGACUUCAGUUCUUGGUGUCCAAUUUGACACCGGAGUAGCUGUGGCUGCCGACGUGCUAACUUCUUAUGGAUCGAUGGCUUGUUUUCAAAAUAACCCUAGAAUAUUGACAGUCAAUAAAAAUAUUUUACUAGCUGCGGCCGGCGAAUACUCCGAUUUCCAGUAUGUUCGUGAUUUGAUCGAACAGAAAGUUAAUGCUGAAACGUGUUUAAACGAUGGCAUCGCGUUGAAACCAAAAGCAUUGUACACUUGGCUCUCUCGCGUCCUAUACAACCGUAGAACCAAAAUGAAGCCGCUAUGGUCUACAUUUUUGGUGGCUGGCGUUCAAGACAAUGAACCGUUUUUGGGAGAAAUCGACAAAAUAGGUACUGCUUUCCCCGACCAACAGAUCGCUAGUGGCUACGGUGCGUACAUUGCAUUGCCAUUACUGCGCAAAGCCAUUGACGAAAAACGUUUGAAAUCCAACUCAAAACUAACGCGAGAAGAAGCCACAGAAUUACUCAAAACGUGUAUGGAAGUUCUGUAUUACAGAGAUGCAAGAAGUCUUGACAAAUAUCAAAUUGGAGUAAUAACUAGCGAUAAUGUUGAGAUAAGCGAUCACGUAUUAGCGCCUAGAUGGGAAAUUGCGAGAUUGGUGCAAGGAUAUGAAUAGUGAUGUUUAUUAUUAUUAUUAUUUAAUAUUAAAAAACAUAUUUUUGAUCAGUUUUUCUAAAAAAAAUUCAAUAUUUAAAUGGAAGGUAAUUUUUUUUUAAUACAUUUAUUGUAAUAUAUACAAAAAUUAAAAAUUA
Adelges cooleyi (spruce gall adelgid) is the source of this 1029-nucleotide messenger RNA. It is a transcript of the gene Prosbeta7, whose product is annotated as proteasome subunit beta type-4. The transcript has 4 exons. Bases 126 to 893 code for a protein of 255 amino acids. The record is from RefSeq and is a predicted model, not a curated record. Lineage: Eukaryota; Metazoa; Arthropoda; Insecta; Hemiptera; Adelgidae. Gene Ontology annotation, cellular component: proteasome core complex.